AUGCCGAUCGUUUGCCAAGCUAAAAGCGCUGACCCAAGUAAGUUCUUUUCCUUGGAUACAAGUAAUUUUCCGCCUCUUUCCCGUUUCGUAAACUAUUUGAAGGAUCUACUGGAGUGCUCUCUGCGUACUAAUGAAAAAUCUUAAAAUUUGCUGUCUUAUUGACAAAAAUGCGAUAACUUUUUACAGCAUCCCAAGGGAGAUUUCACUUUUGUUGUAUGAAUUGACUGAGAUGAAUACUGAUGCAGAAAUAGAUAUCACUUCUCCCCUGGAUUUAACCAUGAGCAGUUAACUUUAGCUUUGUGAGCGUGUUAUUGAUCGGCGCUUUGUCUACUUUUUUCAGCCUUCCAAAGAGUUUUAUCUUGCCUAGAACAGAUUCGUCGCAAGUUCGAUAGCCAUCAACAUCAAGAUGCAGACUUCCAGUUUUUGGGCAGCAGGAAUGACUUUUGGAAAUUUUUCAAGGUUACUAUAUCAGCAUCUGAACCUUUGUGCCUCACAAUCUAGUACUAGAUCUCAAGUUGUCAAACAGUGGUGUUAACUCAGCAUAAUGUUAGGAAGAUCAAAACAAGUCUGAUCUCAAAAUUAUUUGUACCCUUCAAUUGGACCACUAAUUUCAUUUCAUUUAUUCAUGAUCUGUGUGUUAAUAGCACCUUUAGUGAGUAAGAAAGAUGAUGAAUUUGUGGCUUUAUCAUAGAAUUAAAGAAUAUGUUAUUUUAGUCAUAUAGCACAGAACAAAGAAAAUAGUAUCACUCUGAGUUUUAUUUGGCAAUUCAGUAUUGAACUACUGCCACUGCAAGUGAACAAGACAAUUAACCCUCUAACUUCCAGAUGUGAUUAACAUGUAACUUCUCUCUUUAAUAUGCAUACACUAUCCAGCAUAAAGGUAGUAGGAGUAUUUAAACUAAUACCAGAUAGAAGUUUUAACUUGAUCUAACACCAAAUUCCCAUCACUAACUUACUAGCAAAUGUGUAGUGACUAGUAGGGAGAAUUAGUAAUCAGAUCUUGGGAGUUACAGGCAUUUAAUAUACUGUUGUUGAGUGGUGUCAACUGUGACAAUAUAGUAAAUUUUGCUUGGGCUCAGUCAUUAAAGCAAAGAAUUUAAAGAUUUCAAGACAAAUUGACAACGUUCUUUCUUUAAUGAGUUCGUUAUUGAAUGCCUUUCAUGAACUUUGUAAACAAGCACCUUAUUCAUACUGAACUCCACCAAACAAGGUUGUCAUUUUUAUUUCUUUGUCAUAAUUUAUGUUCAAAUAUUAACAGUUCCAUGACACAGAGAAGGAAAAACUUCAUGUUGAAGGCAAGAGGGCAGUUGAUCUUGCAGACCAGGUUUGGUUAUAUUAAUGACUAAAAAGUGUUGUCCUUGCUCUCUCCUAAUUAAUUCUGAUCAUGAAUAGCAAUGUUGCCUCAAUGAGUAAAAACUCAAGGCCACUUAAUCCAUUGCGGUACAUUAUUCAGCCAAAACACAAUCAGUUAAUGAUGGACAGUUUCAAACCAAAAAUUAAAUCAGACUUUCUUUACUUGGUAUAUCUCUCACUGUUUCCCUCAUUCACUUGUCAGUUGAUAUCAUUCACAUUUCUGUGUGACCUUGCAAUAUCCUCAAUUUUAGACUCAUUUUAUGUACUUUUUGUCAUUUAGCUUUUGGCGGUUCCCAUUCCUCCAGCAAGCACCAACAAGGAAAUGCAAGAGCUGCAACAUAUCCUGACAAAACCACACUUUAAGGUAGAGAAUUGGAAAAGUCCUCUGUCUCUCUUUAUGUAAUUCAGGGCAGAAUUUUUAAGAUGACUAUUCCGUGGGUAACAAUUAGUCUGACUUAAUUUUUUUCAUUAAGUUACCAAUUAAGAACCUUGUGGGAAUAUGAGUGUAAGUUGUUAAUAAACAUAGGUGUUCUUUACCCCUUUCACCUGAACAUCAAUAUGCAUAUUCUCCAUACUGUUCUCUAUACAUUUCAUAAGGUGCUAACAAGGGGAAUUUGUUUAACAGUUGAGAGCUUCUUGAGUUAACCUUAAUGUGUGAUUCAUGGGUGAUAUAGUAAGGAGAGAUAAGAUGCUUAUGGCUUCUUCUGGGUUUGUAUAGGACCUGGAAAACCUAGAAAGUCAUGGAUGUUACAAUUUCAUUUUCCAGGCCUAACAAUUCACGGAAUUCAGGUUUGGCUCAUGGAAAAUCAUUUAAAGUCAUGGGAAAUCAAGCAGCUUUCUAUGAGUGCAAAGCAAUGCAGAUAUAAAGUUGAAAAAUUAACAGACAAGUAAAAAACAAGAUCUAAUUUCAGUAAAAUUAAACAUUAGUGCAUGUUGCAAGUCCUAUGCAUGGGGACAUUUUAGUUUAUACUGCAUUCUUCCAUGAAAUCUAUGCAAAUUUGUGAGAUAUUUAAAAUGAAUCAAUCAGUACAAUUGCUUAACUUAGGUCACGGAAUUUUCAAAAAGUUAUGAAGAAAGUCAUGGAAAGUCAUGGAAUUUUCACAGCUCAAAAGUGUUUGAACUCUACCAUAGGGUCCAAAUGAAAAAGCAGAAUUUAAGUUCAUUUUACCAAUUUUGGUUUUGGUUAUUGUCUUUUUGGCAUAUCUUUCAGGGUCUUCUUCAAGCCUAUGAUUCAAUACAAGCAAGUGAUUUCUCUCCAGUAAUCUUUGAAGAUGAAAUAGAGAAGGAGCCGUCAUUUACUGACCUGGGUUCAGAGCCAGAAAAAGAAGACAUUGGUCAAAUCAUCUCUGUAGAACAUCAUCAGGAAAAUGCUGAAGGCAAUGAUGAUGACACAUUCUCUGCUGAAACGAGUGUCACUACAGUUUUUAUUGAUUAUGUUGAUUGUGGAGUUGAUAGUGAUUAUUGUGUAGAAUCCAAAGAUGUUGAUGAAGCUGAGGGGGCUGAAGUAAGGAAUAUUACAGAGAACUUUACAGAAAAGGGCAAUGGCAACACAGAUCUCUUGUGGUUAGACACAGAUGAGACUGAUGGUAAUGAAACAGAGGUGUCAGAGAACUUUGCAGAUAAGGGAGAAGACACAACAGAUCUACCUGGGUUGGACAGGCCAACUGUUUCUCAAACUUAUGCCACUGACUGCACCCUGGAAGUAGAGGAACAAGGCAAUAAAAAAGCAAAAGAUACACUAGAAUUUGACAACAGAGAGACACAAAUCAGGGAUGUCCCUAUUACAACCGACAUUGAAAAAGACACAUCAGUUAAGGAGGCCUCUAUUGAAGAGAAUGGUUUCAAAGAAAAGGAGUGUACCAUUGAAAACAUCAAUGUAGAUGGGAGUGGGCUUCAACCCAGUAACAGUGCUGUGAAAACUGUCAUCUUGUUUAGGAAUUCCAAAGAAACCCUUGUAAGUGUUUUUUAAAAAGAUUGGUUUAAAACAUUGUCAAUGUGGAUAUGAGAGCGUAUACAGGAAACCAUUAUACUAAAUUGUACUUUUUUUACAUGGUAUUUAUUGUGGGUUUUAAUUUUUCUUUAGAUUUAAACUUCACAAAACUAAUUGUCUUCAACACAUUUCCCUUCAUUCAUAUUAUUGAAAAACUUGACUUUUAUUUAAAUUAAAUUAUUGAUCAGAAGAAGAUCUAUUUUCAAUCCUGUGGAUAAGAUAGUUCUUUUGGAUUGACGAUUCUGAUUGUGGUGUCAAAUAAAAUAACAGAAUUGAUGUUAUUAUUCAGAUUCUGUAAACUAUUUAGACUUACUGGUAGGUAAUAGAAAUAUAUUGUGUCUUAGAUUAAUAGUUGUUUUAAAAUCAUUAAUAUUGUUUUUUCAGGGAAUCACAGUCAAAGCUGUUUGCAGCAAUGAAAACAAAGAGAAAAUUAUUGUUGCAAGAAUUUUAAGUGGUGGUUUAGCAGAUAACUUUGGUAAGAAAUUUCUCUUCACAGCUAUCAUAGGGCUUCUCUUUCUGAUAAUUGAGGAUCUUAGGCCCUGAAAAUAACUCCAGGCCAUGUUUUUACAGUUGUUUAUAGACAGCAAGGGAGGGUUAAAAAAAGCCCUUGCAAAGUGGGGGCUGAGGAAGCUUUAGGUAUGCUCUUUCCUUGCGGUCUCAUUCCACAUUUCAGUUAAGGCCAGUAUUAAUAAAAACCAAUCAUUGGCAGUUUACUGUGGCUUGGCCUGCAGAGCAGCUGUGAUUUUCCUGGGAAUGAGUGCUCAGUACUUUUUUGGUGGAAAUUAUGGCUGCCAUCUUUGAUUUUUAUGGUAGUGAAAGGCUGUACCAAGGGGGUAACCAGGACUCAAAGGAAGGAGAGGGAAGGAAAUAGAAAUCGUGUCUUUCCCCAACUUCUUCCACCAUCCACUCUUACACCAAAUCAAACUUGGCCAGCCAGAUAAGUGAUUGUGACCUUGUAAUGCUAAGUCAUCCUAAUAAGAUUUCUCCCUGCAGGCUCAUCGUUAUUAUGCCUUCUUGAUAAGAUCUUUGAAUUCUUUUGUUUUACUUCAAGCUUCCCUGUAUGAGAAUGACGAAAUUUUGGAAAUAAAUGGUAGACCUGUGAAUGGACUGACUGCCAAUCAAGUUGCAGAGAUCAUGGUAAUAAGUAUUGUUGCUGACUUGCUUUGACUGAGGAAUUGUUAGAGAGUGAUAGAUUGGUGCAGAGUCUUCAUUCAUCCAUAAUUUUUUUUUCUUUGUCAUGCCAUGAAGGAAGUAAAAUAAUUUCAUGGCUACUAUCAUAAUGGCUAUUUUCUGUUAUGACACACAAAACAUAAUAUGGAUUGACUCCUGAAUAUCUACAAUUCCAAAAUAUAUCCUGAAAUUUAAUUACUUUAUACUGAUUACUGAUUAACCUGUAAACCCUUAAGAGUGAUUAACAUCUAAUUUCUCCUUGCAACAUCACCCCUGAAUCAAACAUGAAGGUCAUAGGAAUAAAGAUGAUCACCAACUAAUUAAAAGACGCUCUUGAUUAUUGAACAAGUUCUCCUUGUAAGAACCUUAGGAAAUGUCAAGGGAGUAUUAUGGAGAAUACACAUACUGAUGUUAGAGAUUAAAGGCUUAGUGUAACAAUAGGAUUCUUUUUGUUUUAACCUAGGAUGGAAUAACAGGCAGUAUUGAAAUAAAGGUUUUACCAACCAACAAAGACAAGAAACUUACCAAAGAAACAAAGGUUAGUUACCAUGGUGACUGUAAACAUUCCAUGAUAUAUUAUUUGGCGGCAAUGUCCUUUUUUUUUUCUCUAAGACGAUCAUAGUUCAGUCUGUUACUGUAUAGUUUUGUAAGCAGCCAGUUCCAGUCAAGCAGUCCUUAUUCCUUUCCUAUUUUUUCAGUUACGCUACCACAUAGCUUCCACCAGUAGUUUUGGGCCAUUGUGAAAAAUGAGAAAUAAAUUAGGCAUGUUAAUUUAUUUUAUUUUGUAAUCUUGAGUUUUUUAUGCCAUAGAUCAGUUUAAGAGCAUUUUUUGAUUAUAACCCACUACAAGACCCACUGAUACCCUGUAAAGAGGUGGGUGUUGCCUUCAGGGCAGGUGAUGUGCUUCAUGUGGUGAACAUGGAUGAUGCCAACUGGUGGCAGGUAAGCUAAAUCAGACGGUUCACUAGCAAAAAUGUGUUUGUGGACAGUUUUCACAGCUGUUAGCUUGAGCAAGUUAGCUUUCAUUUGUUGGAAAGAUAGGGGGACUCCCUUAUCCCUCUCGCUUUCACCACUUACCUACAGCCCUUAACCCCCAGCCAUUGUUCCCUCUCCCCCAUAUCAGACUGCUUACCCUUUACCAUAAUCAACCCUCACCUCACACUUCACAUGACCUCUCACCUCACUUCAUAUAACCUUUCACCCCUUCACCCCUAGCUUGUCAUCCAUCAAUCCCUUCAAUCUUUACCUCCUGGUCAUCUUAACCUUUGCCCUACACCCAUCUUUCCCCUAACCUCUCUACCCUUCAUUCUUUACACCCUAAAAUCAUUAUCUACAUUCUCCAUACUCUUCUCCAUACCUUUGGUACUAAAAAGGAUAAUUUGUUUUAUAAUCAAAACUUCUAAGGUUGGCGAUCAUUUGUCUUUUUUCUCAUGACUAUAAUGAGUGACUCAGCAGUUUUACUGUGAGGAGAAAUUAGAUUCUGGUCAGUCUUUGGGUUUAAAGAGUUAACCCUUAAAUCUCAACCAAAGCCCUUUGCAGCUCUCCUCUCUUUCUACCAUUCCUGAUCACAACAUUUCCUACUUUGAGCUGCCAUCUGACCCUCCUCUUAACAGGUAUUUGUACAGGUUUUUCCAUGAAAUUUGAGGACCAAUUUCUCUGAGUGAGGUACUCAUGAGCAAAAACUUUGCCCAGCUGUUAGUGCCAGGGCCUUGUGUUGCAAUAAUUGAAGAACAUGUACUGUGACUUUCUCUCUGAUACAGGCCAGAAAGGAUGGCUGCAAUCAUGACAAAGCAGGUCUUAUUCCAAGUAAAGAUUUUCAGGAAAGGUAAUUCAUAGUUUGCUCUCUUUUUUACCAUUGUGUGCAUUGCAAGUUGUGAUGAACAGAACUCCCAAACCUGUCUGUCAUUUAAAGCCAAUGUAGUGCAUGUAUGGCCACAAACAUGUUAUAGAUGACAGAUACUGGACAGUCUUUCAAAUAUUUCUUUCAAAAGCUGGGUAACUUUUUCUGUUCUGACAGGAGAAUGCCAAUCAAUAUGUCUUAUUUCCUGGUAGUUGAUAUGCACUUGGACUGGUGAUUGCCAUUAUCCUAAUGAUAACCAUAAUUUCAUUAAAUUUAUCACAGUUUUUACGUAUUAAGUAGAUUGAGCACAUUUAUUGUAAUUAAUUGUUGAAAAUACAAAUGACCAAUUGAAAUUGGCUUCAGGUGUUAAUCUGAUUGGUUGGCUAAAGGAAAUCCAAAACAAUUCUAGAUUAUACUUUCAACACUCUUUUAAAAAUUGCCCUAUUGCGUAUGUGGCUUUAUUAUUAUCAUCAUGAUUCUUUAUUGAGCACAUUGUCAGUUAUGCUUAAUUUGACUUAUUUUUUUACUAAAAUGUACUGAUUUCUCUCGAUAUGUUAGAAGACAGCAAUUGAACAGAAUUUCUUCCACAAAUGAUGUCACAACUCAGAAAGACAAAAAUGGUAAAUAAUGAAAUGCGAGAUUAACACCAGGAGCAAUACAAAAUGCCAAAGUUAAAGGUGUUUUAGUAGGUCAUGAAAAUUAUUAAACAUGUUGAGAAUUAAUUAAUAUAAUGAUAUAAUAUUAUAUUAUUUGACACUAUUUUUAAGGCAACUCACAAAAAAGUUUGGUUAUAGCAAUGCAUUUGAUAAUUGGCGUUUGCAGAUAAUGAAACAAUUUUGAGCCACCUUAUGUAAGAUAGAAAUAAAAUUUCAAAUAAGUGCUCAGGCUUUAUCGGAGGAAAUAAAGUGUUAAAUAAUUAAGAAUUUUUUUUUAAUUUGGAAUUAUUUGUGACCUUAAUGUCUGAUUCAGCAGUAAUACAGUUAUGAAAGAUUAGAUGCCAGUCACUCUUGAGUGGUAAUCUGUCAUGAAUCCUGAGCAAUAUGUUCUCCACAGGAAAACUCACUUCACCAUUCAAGAAAAUGAGGAAAAAAACAGACUCUAAUAAAGUGCUUUGCGAUUUCUUGAAAGGUUGGUGUCUCUUUGUAAACAGAUAAUAAUGUAUGUUCUAUAUAUGUAUUUAUAGUAACUCACACAUUAUUAGGAUUAUAACAUGCAAAUCAAAAUAAUGAUGGAUAUCCCAGAAUUUCUCUUAAUGUUGGCAGUUUAGUUUAAAGCUCUUAACUUACUUUAAAUUGUUUGCGGAUGUCUACUCUUUAUUGACCCACAAGCAAUAAAUUUGUUACUUUUCAAUCAUGUUCCACAGAGUGUUGUUUAUUUACUAAAUUUUGAAAUUUUUUAAUUACUAUUUUUUCAUAACAUUUAUUUAAUGUUCUGAUGUUUUGAAAGACUUUCUAUAAUGUUAUAAAUCAUUGAAGAGAUGAUUUGAUCUAUUUAAACUGCAGAUAUACCAAUUCUUGGUUGGCCAGCUUAUGAGCCAGUUGCAAAAUAUUUACAAAGACCGGAGAAAAAGCGUCUGCUUUUACUGAUCGGUGGGUAGAUAAAGUGACCAAUUUUCCUCAAGGGAACAAUAGUUUUUUCUCAAUUAAAGGAUGUCCUAAAAAAAUUUCUGCCUUAGACCAGAGGAAAGGUUUUCUGUUAAGGAUUAUAAUGGGGGAAAAAAGGUGAAAAGUGCAUUAGAACUUGGUGAUCUAGUGACCAAAUUGUACAUUGCAAGCCAGAUAAUUUCAAGUUUAUCUUGAUCUUAAAAAUUUUGUGAAGUGAGAUACUGUUAGACAUGCAAAUGGUCACUUUACCUGAGGGAAUUUUACAGACAGAAUUUAAUAAUAAACUUCAAAAUUAUUUUCAGGAGCACCAGGUGUGGGAAGGAAUGAGUUAAAGAAGAUGCUACUGUCAAGUAGUCCUGAUAAAUUCAUAACAACAGUUCCUCGUAAGAUUACAAAUUAAAAUUGAAUUCACUUAUAUUAAUAAUUAUAUGUUUAAUAUGGCCCCAGUUGUUCAAAGGUUGGAUAGCACUAUCCACUGGAUAAAUUGCUAUCCAGUAGAUAGCACAGUAUGUUUUGUCAUCACUUACCUGCUAUAUAGCAAUUUAUCUGUAGGGUAGUACUAACCUUUCACUCCCAUGAGUGACCAAGUGAGAAUUUCUCCUUACAGUGUCAAUGCAAUAUCAAGCAGACAAGUGAUGAGAAUAAAGAAAAUAGCGAUUAGGGAAUUUUUAGUUGAUCCAAUACCAAAUUCUCCAAACUAACAUCAUAAAAAUUGUAUAGCAGAUAAUAAGAAGAAUUACUGAUGAGAUCUCGAGAGUGAAAGGGUAAUAACCACCCUUUGUACAACUGGGCCUAUUUAGCAAAAUUUGUUUUUACCAGGUUUAGAGUAACCUUUAGGGAACUUCGCUAUCCAUGUUGGUAAAUACAUUUUUACAAAAGUUUGAUGCUCCAAAAAAAAUAAAAACAGUAUCUGCUUCAAUCAGUACUAACACCUAUAGGAAAAAGUAAAGGGAAACAUUAAAAAUCAAACCAUACAGUCAGGGAAAUUGUAGUGUAUGACUGUUUGCUUUUUUUCAUUACGAUUGUUAUUUACCUUGGACGUUUAUCAGUAAGCCUCCGCUUCAUGUAUUAACCCUUGACACCCUAACAUCAGUAAAGGUGUUCUCCAUACUGUUCUCUAUACAUUCCCCAAAGGUGCUGACAAGGAGAAUUUGUGUAACAAUCAACAACUUCUUUAGCUGCUGAUAAUUUUCUUUAUUCUCAUGACCUUACUGCAUGAUUCAGGGGUGAUAUUGUAAGAAGAAAUUAGAUGCUAGUCAUUCCUAGGGGUUAAAGGGUUAACCCCAUUUUUCCUGGCUCAUUCUCAAACACAUUGAGUAUAGCCCAUUUGAUUGGCUCAUAUUUUAUGAAGUAUUUUGACACUAGUUUAAUAAUUACUGCACAAGAAAAGGACCUUUUUAAAAUGUUUUAUUUCGUGGCAUAAUUUAAUUUUUUGUCUUCCUACCUUCAAGCACCAAGGUGCUGAUCAGUCUGGUACUUUCUAUUGAAUGAAUAACAAUUGAUGCUUUACACAAAAUUUAUUUUCUAGAUACUUCCAGACAUAUGAAGAGUUAUGAAGCAGAUGGCAAGGAUUAUUUUUUUGUAUCAAGACAAACUAUGGAGAAUUUUAUCCAGAAGAGGAAAUUCAUAGAAUUUGGAGAAUAUAAAGGUUGUCUGUAUGGUACCUCAAAGGAUUCUAUAACCAGAGCUCUGAAAUCCAGGAAGACCUGUGUCCUUAAGGUUCAACCUGAGGUGAGUCGUGAUUAAAGUUACUCUCAACCUUGAGCAGCACCUUUGCUUUCAACAGAUUGGUUUAAAUCCUCAACUUGAAGGUGGGUCUGGGUCCUGUUUGUUGGAAUUUUUGUUAUAGAUUGACAGUACAAUUAUUUAAUGCAAUACAAAGUAAAAUUAACAUCGCAAGUUGAAGUUACUGGUCAGGAGUGUGGCCUCAAAUUAAAUCACCAAAUCUGGCUUGUAGGUGAUGUUGCUAUUACGAACAACAGAGUUCAAGCCAUACUGUGUCUUUGUGAAGCCUCCUUCUCUGAAGGAACUCCGCACAUCAAGACUGACAGUACAGACGAAAAAAAAGAAGGCUUCAGAUAAGUCCUCCAUCAGGACAUUCAGCGUAAGUCUUAUUGACAAACAGGCAGACUGGAAAUAGUCCCUCUUUCUUAUCGUAAUGUGAAGUAUAGUAAAGCAAGGGAAAGUCUGUACUGGAGCCAACAGUCCAACCAACCUUGGCUUAUCUCUGUUUCUAUAACAUGACAAGACUGGAAAUAUUCCCAAUCCCAUUGGAUGGGAUGUUACCCCCUAUAGUUGCAUAUUACCCCUUGUUAUUGUAUGGACCAGUCCAGUAGUGGAUGUCGCAUCCAUUUGUAACUCCACCUGAAGUAACUGUAGAAUUGGACUGGCUUCCCAUCAUGGGGGAACUAACAAUUUCCACUUCACGCUACUUAAACUGGGAUAACCCCCAGUCAGGCUUGAAAAUUGACAUUAGCUUAAGUUCAUAGGUAAUUGUUUUAAGUGUGGUGGCCCCCCUCCCCUAUCUCACAUUCUGGCACUAAAUAUUAUGAUUUGUAAUUAGUCCAAAACUAUGCUUGUCAUAUGAACAUAGCAAUAGCCACCUAGCUCACUGUAGAGUCAGUAAAGGUAAAGAAUCCAAUCCUACUGACACGUUGGCUAACGUGUCGGCCGACACACUACCAAGAGUCUCUGUGGCUCGGUAAUAGAACAUUUGAGUGCAGAAUGCAAAGGUCUGUGGGUCAUUUCUUCAUGGGGACUUGGAAUUUUUUUCUUUUUGACAUUUAAGGAAAAUAAAUCCUUCUACCUUUAUCAUAUUCAGUAAAAUUGAAAAAUAUCAGAAUGGAAAAUUAAACCAAUCAGGUUCCAAAUUAAGAUCAUGAUGUAAAUCUAAACUUGUGAAUUGUCCUUCGUAAAUAAGUGAUUCGAGCUUGAAUAACCUUUUCAUUGAUACGCAGGAGGAGGAAUUACAAGAAAUGAUCAGUACUUCUAGAAUGCUGGAGGAGACCUAUGGAAGAUUCUUUGAUCUGACAAUAGAAAACAAGGACAUUGAAGAAGCUUAUGUCAGCAUUGUAGACACAUUUGAAAAUCUUGAACAGGAAGAGCAGUGGGUCCCUCUGGACUGGACCCAACAAAGCUAAAAGAAGAUCUGAUAUCUUAUGUAUAAAGUGUGAGGCUGGUUGUAUCAUCUAGGUUUUGGAUAUGAUUUAAUUGUUCAUAUAUUCAUAUGCUGCCCGUUUUAGGAAAGAUUUCAUUUAGUUUUUCGCUUAUUCAUUAGUACUACAGUACUAACAGUGUUCAUCAGUACUACAGUACUAACAGUGUUCAUCAGUACUACAGUACUAACAGUGUUCAU
Pocillopora meandrina is the source of this 11312-nucleotide messenger RNA. The record is from the annotation of a GenBank genome assembly. Lineage: Eukaryota; Metazoa; Cnidaria; Anthozoa; Scleractinia; Pocilloporidae.